This is a messenger RNA of Selaginella moellendorffii, 897 nucleotides long. RefSeq lists its product as uncharacterized. The coding region runs from base 1 to 897 and encodes 298 amino acids. NCBI's taxonomy places the organism in Eukaryota, Viridiplantae, Streptophyta, Lycopodiopsida, Selaginellales, Selaginellaceae. The record is from RefSeq and is a predicted model, not a curated record. The transcript has 5 exons.
AUGGCGCUGGCCAAGGAGGAGGCUAGCGAGGAUGACGAUGAGCCACUGGACGUGGCUGAGAGGUGCCAAGAUUUGGCACUGUGCUGUACUGAGUGCCAAGAUAACGGCACUAGCGAGCUGAGCAAGGCGCUAGGGCGUGAUCAAGCAGAGACCAGCCCAGAGGCGCUGUGGCGCGAGAGGCGCGAGACACCAAAAGCUGCAGGCAGAGGUGUGAAGAGAUUGGAGUGCUGGGGCGCUGGUGGACUGGACAGAGGUGCUGUCCAGAGGCAAGCAGGCAGAGGCGAUGCUGAGUGCUGGGCUGUGAGAGGGCUCCAUAGCAGAGGGAGAGAGCCGUUAGGACUCUGGCCACGGAACCAUUUGCAUCCAGGAGCUCCAGACGGGAGCUGCUGUGGAAGAGUUGCGAGUGCCAAACAUCAGUGCCAGAGAUUCUGGCCGGCUAGAAGGGUUAUCCUUUGGAAGAGCACUCACCAGGCGAUAACUCCCGGAUCUGCCAUCGCCUUGGAAUUCUGGGAGACUGUUGUUCAUGAAAAUGCGCCAUUUAUCAGGAACUACAGUCUAUCACACGGCUGGGAAGUAACGAACAACAAUCAGCUUCUGGAACUGCAAGGAUCACAGUCCAAUGCCAGUUAUCGGCUGCUCCAAGCAGGUGACAGUCCCCUCCUGAGCCAGAGCGGAAGAUUUGGCUUGGCUUUCUUUCGAUUCCACAACUCGGCCGAGUUCUACUUUGCUUUGGUUCUUGGCUCCAGCAACAACACGAACUCUGGCGUCUGCGUCUGGGCUGCAAACCGGGACAGUCCUGUGACAGAAAAUGCUACCGUUCGUGUGACCGAUCAGGGAGCUCUGGAAGUUGCCGAUUGGGAUGGGAAGGUUGUAUGGAGUUCUCCUGGUGGAGUAUAA